CAUGCGCUGUCAGCAGGGGAAACCAUAGACAUCAUGGGGGAAAUACACAAACGGAACAGAAUCAGCUGCUUCACCGGUCGUAGGCUACAACCUUAACCUCACUAAAGUUUUUUUGAUAAAACACGAAUAAAUCUCUGGCUAAUACUCGAAUGUGAAAUGUAUUGUUUCUGGUAUAAGCUAUUAAGCUUAUUCAAGUUAUCUAAGUUAUUUGGCGUCGAAACGAACUUUCACUUUCACUUGGGUGUGACGCCGACACGACAACAACUUCAUCUGCCUUCAUUUUUCAGUAAAUAAGGAGAAAAUGAAGGUCUUUAUUUGGACCACAUUGUGUGCAUUCUUCGUGUUUGGUGUGUUUGGUAUUGAUACAGAUGAAGAGUCAGUGAAGGAGGGAGAUUCAGUCACUCUAAACACUGGUGUUAAAGUAACCCAAAAACACAGAAUUAGAUGGUUUUUUAAUGGCAAUCGUAUUGCUGAAAUCAUUGGAGGUCAGAGUAGGAUCUGUACAGAUGAUCUGUGUAAAGAGAGAUUCAGAGACAGACUGAAGCUGGAUCAUCAGACUGGAUCUCUGACCAUCAUGAACAUCAGAACCACUGACUCUGGAGAAUAUAAACUACAGAUCAUCAUUGACAGCAGCAGUUUUAAAAUCUUCAUUGUUAAUGUCACUGGUGUUGCUGCUGCUCAACGAGAUGAACUGAAGACAGUGAAAGAGGGAGAAUCUGUCACUUUAGAUCCUGGUGCAACGAAAAACCUAAAUGAUGUGAUGACAUGGUAUUUUAAUGAUAUUCUCAUCGCUGAAAUCACUGGAGAUCAGAGUAAGAUCUGUACAGAUGUUCAGUGUGAUGAGAGAUUCAGAGACAGACUGAAGCUGGAUCAUCAGACUGGAUCUCUGACCAUCAUGAAAACCAGAAACACUGACUCUGGAGAAUAUAAACUAGAGAUCAUCAGCAGUCGCAUCAGCAUCCAGCGUCGUCGUCGUCGCCGCAGCGUCAGCAUCACCAGUGUAAAGAGCUUCAGGGUUUCUGUAAUUGCUGUUCCAGAUUCAGAUCUGUCUUCAGGUGCUGUAGCAGCAAUAGUUGUUAUUGUUCUGCUGGCUGCAUCUGCUGCUGGUGUGAUUUACUGUCGCCGCAGGAUCCAUAGAGCAGUACCACAGAAUGAUGUUGGUUUGUAGAAGACUCGUCUCCUAAGCAGACUCAAACUAUGGAUGGACACUGCUAAUGGGACGUCUCCUAAACGAACUGACAAUAAAACCUCCAGCAACAAGCAGUGACAAGUGACUUUAUUAUAUUUGGUUUCAAAUUUAUGAAGAGCCUGGCGAAACAAGUAAUGGUGACAUUGAGCAACAAGAUGUUGGCGUGUCCAGUGACUCGGCAGAGUUGAGAACUUUUUUCAAGUGAGCCGUGAGUUUUGGGAGCUAAUGCCAAUACGAGUGAAGACGAUGAUGCAGACUUGAUUCAUCUCCUGUCAGAUACAUGAUUAGUGACUUAGUGCUUGUUUUCACUCCAGCCUAAUGUACCACUGGAAAUUUACCUCAUUGAAGCACAGCUCCUGCACCAGGCAGUGGUGUUCAUACGGGAUGUGAGUCCGAAUGGAUACGCCUGAUAGCCUGAUAGCCAGAGACUUGCUUAUUAUAGAGAGCCUAAAUGCCAAAGAUGGCCUUUAUAUUAUACGUUUCAUGCACUGAUUCCAUUUAAAUAUGAUCUUUCUGUCAUGCCGGGUUUGAUUUUCUUCUUAUUUCCUUUUGUUCCUCUGGAAUAGUUAUAGCAAUAGUUUGACCUUAAAAAUAUCUUUUUCUUACAAACACGCAGCUUUUCACUUCAGAAGACAUUGAUUGAGACUGGAGCCGUGUUGUGGACUAUUGUGAUGUUUUUAUGAGCUGUUGGACUCAUUCUGACAACACACAUUCACUGCAGAGGAUACACUGCUGAGCCAGUGAUGUGAUGCACAAUUUCUCCAAAUUUGUUUCUGUGAUGAAACAAACUCAUUGUGUGUGAGAGUAAAAUGUCAGCUGUAUCCCUGCAGUAGAAGAAAGAGUGCUUGAUGUUUUCAGCAUAGAGAAGGUUUAUUACAGCUGCUAAAGUGGACCAGACAGGAAAAGUAAUAUCUGUCUUUAAUCAUUAUCGGCAGCGUUUACACAGCAAGAACUCAUAACACACAGAUUUUAACCAGGCUUCCCUUGGGUCAACCAGCAUGAACAUUUGUGUAUUUUCAGCAGGAGUGUUUCUUUUAAAGUUUAUGAAACUUCCCUGUCCACACAGAUGCUUUGGGUUUUUGUUUGAAACUGUAACGAAAGCACUGAAACACCCAGUGGAUAGAAGCAGCAACAAACUGCUGAAUUAGCAUUCUUGUAAUGUUUUCCAUACAGACAGGUACCAAAUUAUAGGAGAAACUACCAUAAAGUGAAUAAAUAUUUGUUUAAAUGUUUGCUCAUCAUAAAAGUCCUAAAGGGAUAGUUCUCCCAAAAAUGAACAUUUGAUGUUUAUCUGCUUACCCCCAGAUCGGUUAGAAGAACAAGUGUAUCAUGGUGUCUGUUUGUGGAAAUGUAAUUUCCAUGUCAGAGAUGAAAUACUAGUAGCCUAAAAUAGUUUUGUGGUUAACUACCAGUUUUCAGUGUUCAUUUAUGUUUAAAUUAAUGUGAUGUUAAAAAACUGCAUGAUUUGUGUAAUCUUAGAACUGUCACAUGGACAUUACUUUAAUGCAUUCUCCUCUGAUAACUAAAACUUACUCUUAAACAAUAAUAAAUGUGAGUUGAAUUAAAAUACCAUUUGGCCAAAUUCCAACCAAAAAGCCUGUACCAGGAGCCUGUUGAAGAGAAAAAGUGACUUGUACUCCGAGAAGAAUAUUUUUUAGACUUUUUUUUUUUUUUCAUGCAUCUUUUUUAUUUUUAACUUCAUGUUGAGUCAUGUAAACUUCUUUUCUAAAGAUGAUUUUUUUCAUAAUGGCUAAAAUCAGAGGUUUGUCACAAGGAUAUUUGAGUUAAUCAGAAAUAAAUUAACUAAGCUAA
Molecule: messenger RNA, 3001 nt
Organism: Megalobrama amblycephala (Wuchang bream)
Lineage: Eukaryota; Metazoa; Chordata; Actinopteri; Cypriniformes; Xenocyprididae
Exons: 5
Coding region: 302-1168 (288 amino acids)
Source: RefSeq, a predicted model, not a curated record